CUUACACACAGCCUGAGGAACCUUCUACACUCAGAGAGAAGUUUAACUCCAGAGCUAUGAGUGAUAUCACAGAAACAACAGCACUGACCCGACCCUUAACAUCCUCCAAACGGCACAAGAGCAUGAGGAAAAGCAGCAGGAGGAUUUACUCACCUUACCAGGACAACACAGGACCUUCCGAUGAUGAGGAUAAGGACGAAGAGCGAGUGGACAGUAACGACCCAGAAGAGUUGUUCCAGAACAUUCAGGUGCAGAAGGAGCUCAUCGCCAACAUCCGAACGCGACCGUGGCCAAUGCGGCGCAAACUCAAAGUCUUAAAGCAGGCCAGAGAGAUUGUGUUAAAGUAUGAAGGCAGACUGACCAGGACUCGAGGCUACCAGGCUGCGGGGGCAGAUCUGCUGAAGAAGAUUUCAAGAGUUCUAUACAAUAUACUGGUGUUAUUCAUCCCCUGGGAAGUGAGGAUUAAAAAGAUUGAAAGUCACUUUGGAUCCGGUGUGGCCUCCUACUUUAUUUUCCUGCGAUGGCUUUUCGGCAUUAAUAUUGUCCUCACCAUAAUGACCGGAGCAUUCAUCGUUCUGCCUGAGCUGCUGGCCGGCGCUCCAUUUGGCACCACACGCAGUAAGACCAUCCCUAAAGACCAGAUCUCCUCUGCUCAGGACCUGGACACCAUUUGGUCACUCGGGGGCUACCUGCAGUACUCCGUGCUUUUCUACGGUUACUAUGGUAACGUGCGCAAAAUCGGCAGCGCCGGCUAUCGUCUGCCCCUGGCCUAUUUUCUGGUUGGAAUGGCUGUUUUUGCCUACAGUUUCAUCACUCUGUUAAGAAAAAUGGCAAAAAACUCGCAGCUGAGUUUAGCCAGUGCAUCUGAUGAGAACUACACCUUCUGCUGGAGGAUCUUCUGUGCCUGGGACUACCUGAUCGGCAACCCUGAGGCGGCCGAGAGCAAAGGAGCGGCCAUCGUUAAUAACAUCAGGGAGGCCAUUGUGGAAGAGCAGGAGAAGAAGAAGGACACCAGCCUGGCGGUUCUGAUCAGCCUGCGGAUCCUGGCCAACAUCCUGGUCCUGCUGUCUCUGGCAGGCAGCAUCUACAUCAUCUACUUUGUAGUGGACCGAUCCCAGAAGCUGGAGCAGCAGAAAGCAGAGCUAACGCUGUGGGAGAAGAACGAGGUGAGUGUGGUGGUCUCCCUCAUUACUAUGAUUGCUCCGUCUGCCUUUGAGCUAGUGGCUCAGCUGGAGAUGUACCACCCCAGGACCAGCCUCCGCUUCCAGCUGGCCAGGGUGCUGGUGUUGUACCUUGGAAACCUCUACAGUCUGAUCAUUGCCCUGUUGGAUAAAGUGAACAGCAUGAGCUCUGGUACUCCAGGAAACUGGUCCGACUCCACAUCUUAUCUGGCCACCAUCUCCCAGCCUGCUGAGAUCAACCUGUCCACUGUUGUACCUGAGAUUACAGAGGGGAGGAACGCUACCCUCACUACCACCAUCGCAGACCUCAACCGAACCAUAAUCACCAUCAAGAGAGGUUUAUUAUCUGGACUGCCAGCGCCAGCACUGACCCCAGUGAACCAGUCCACCUCAUAUGAGUACAACACCAAAACCCAGCAGGAUCAAUGCUGGGAGACGUACGUUGGCCAGGAAAUGCUAAAGCUUUCAAUCAUUGACAUGAUCUUCACUGUGGCAAGUAUUUUACUGAUCGAUUUCAUUCGGGGCCUGGUGGUCCGAUACCUGAGUGACUGCUGCUGCUGGGAUCUGGAAAGCAAGUUUCCUGAAUAUGGUGAAUUCAAGAUAGCUGAAAAUGUCCUCCAUCUAAUUUACAACCAGGGAAUGAUAUGGAUGGGGGCAUUUUUCUCACCCUGCCUGCCUGCCUUCAAUGUCCUGAAGCUGAUUGGGCUCAUGUAUCUGAGGAGCUGGGCCGUGCUCACCUGUAAUGUGCCACAUCAGCAGGUCUUCCGUGCCUCUAGAUCCAACAAUUUCUACCUGGCUAUGCUCCUCUUCAUGCUCUUUCUCUGCAUGCUGCCGACCAUCUUUGCGAUAGUGAGGUACAGGCCGUCCCAGCACUGCGGACCUUUUAGUGGUCAAGAGAAGAUUUAUGACAUCAUAUCAGAAACCAUAGACAAUGACUUCCCGCUGUGGUUCAGUAAGGCCAUGAGUUACGUCACCAGUCCGGUGGUGGUCCUGCCUGCCCUCCUGCUGCUGUUUAUGUUGAUCUACUACCUGCAGGCCAUCGCCAGAUCACUCAAAUUCACCAACAACCAGCUGAGAAUUCAGCUUCAGAACGAACGCACAGAAGACAAGAAGAAAGUGUUUCAGUUGGCUGCAGCUCGUCUCCAGCCACCUGAAGGUGGUGACAAAAAGCCCGAACAGGAGAGUGACAUCACCAGCAUGGAGUCCCCGGCUCGCUCCACUUCUCCUCCACGCCGCAAUGGCACCGUUACCAACUUCCAGUCACCGGUUCGCCGCGGCAACAGUAUCCGCACCAUCACCCAGUCUGCCUCUCGGGCUGACGUCAGGACCACUGGAGCCACACGGAGCCCCUCCGUCCCUGUCCGACCCAAACCCAGACUGGAGCACAUCCCCAACAGGCAUCCAGGUUAUCUGGGUGGAAUGAGUGGCUCCCACGGUUCCAAAUCAUAUCACCAAAUGGCCUACAAUCCGUCCAUGCGCUACACUGAAAACAUCCACUCCGACCCGCUGUUCAGGAAGAACCUCAGGCCUGUCCGCCCUGAGCCCGGCAUCAUCACAUCCCAGAGCUACAUGGGCCGGCGUGCACACACCACCCGCUACGUCAUCGUCAAUGAGCACGAACCGCGCAAGAAGCUAAUGCGCUCCACCACUCGCAUCCCGAGGCACUACUGUCUGGUGGACGAACCUGAGAUAGUGGAGCUUUACCCUCGAAACAUCAAACGCUACAUCCCUCGCACGCCCCACCGGAGCCAGCAGCCGCACCUCAGCGAGGAAGAAGAAGAGGAGGAAGAGGAGGAAGCAAAGAAUGGAGGAAGAAGAGGGUCAUUCGGGCAGUCCCACAGGCCGAGGUCACUUUCCGACCUCCAUCAGCCUGCACGCUUUUACAUCGGAGACACCUUGGAGAGCCGCCUGGCGCAAAGCGUAUAUGGAGAAGAAGAGGAAGAAGACUGCGGCGGAGAAUGGGAGGAGAAAAGUUCUCGUCCGAAAAGCUCCCGCAUGAACCUCAAAGUUGCAGAGACGGCCCACCGGCACGGAGAACCUCACGUCAAGCCGAAAAGCAAGCGUAAGGGGGAACCGUCGCUAACGGAAUCCGAUUCAGCCUCGUUAGCGUCCAGCAGCGACCAGCAGAACAGCAGCACUGACCAGUAUAUCCAGGUCAUCCACAACAAGGAGAAAUACCUGAAGCACAGCACUAAGUUAACUAAAAAGAAGUCCAAAACUAGUGGUGAAGUGAAUGCAUCUGGAUCGAAUGAUCUCGUGUGCUCAAAUGUUUGAUUCGACUGUCAUUACUUAAUAAUAAGUUACUGGAGCCUUAGAAGUCGUAGUGAUCAGUUAGCAUGCUGUGAUUUUAUAUGAAUUAUUUCUGAUUCAUAGCUCUUUUAAACACAGGGAGAAAUUCUGUGGGAAGUGCAGAUUCUAAACUUUCAAUCCAUACCACAUUUGUGUUUGCAGUGACAGGAGAAGAUAUUUUAUUAUGAUUUGAAUUUGAUGAAAAAGUCAGAGACCACCCUUCUUUUAUUUCAUUUCCAGCUAAAAUGCCUAUUAGGUUAUUCAUUUUUUAGGAGAUAUUACGGAGGAGAUUAGGUAUAAAGUAAUCCACCUGCAUAAGGAAGAGACAGUCAAAGGAAAAUAAGUAAAAAAAAACAAAAAAAAAAACGGAGAGUUCUAAAAGUGAUUAACAGCUACAGAGAAAUUGAGACUCCUAACAACCACCUGGAAGACCUGGUAGACACCAAAACUGUCCCGAUCAGAUAAACAGCACUUAAAGCUUUCAUCUGUGAGAGAGAGGAGAAAAUCAAGCUGCUUCAGAUCUGAA
Messenger RNA from Colossoma macropomum (tambaqui), 3996 nucleotides. RefSeq names its product transmembrane channel-like protein 3. The record is from RefSeq and is a predicted model, not a curated record. Lineage: Eukaryota; Metazoa; Chordata; Actinopteri; Characiformes; Serrasalmidae. The coding region runs from base 57 to 3455 and encodes 1132 amino acids. Gene Ontology annotation, molecular function: mechanosensitive monoatomic ion channel activity. The transcript has 22 exons. Gene Ontology annotation, cellular component: plasma membrane.